This is a messenger RNA of Hibiscus syriacus, 1195 nucleotides long. Its product is annotated as GRB10-interacting GYF protein 1-like. Gene Ontology annotation, molecular function: protein binding. Lineage: Eukaryota; Viridiplantae; Streptophyta; Magnoliopsida; Malvales; Malvaceae. Bases 252 to 767 code for a protein of 171 amino acids. The transcript has 4 exons. The record is from RefSeq and is a predicted model, not a curated record.
UCGAGCCUUUGGCUUUUGUUCCUCCUGAUGCAGAUAAAGAAGCUGUCCUUGGAGAUAUAUGGAAGCGAAAAACUACAAGCAGUGGAGUGUUGCAAAAUUCAUCUAGAGAAACAAGUGAAGGGAAACAAAGUUCCUCGAUUAACAGGGAGGAUAAUGUUGAUUCAGGUGAGAAGCCUGCUGUAAACAAUAACUAUCUAGGGAAACAUCCUGAGGCAUAUACGACUAAUUCAUUGAUAACUGUGACCAAGGAAAUGAAUAGUUCUAAAGGUGGGCUGAGAUGUGAGUCACCAUCUGAAAUAGAUGUAUGUAACCCAUGCUUUUUAUCAGAUAGGGAGAUUGGUGGGUCCAUAAAAGAUGCCGAUGAAAUAAAAUCUUAUGACUACGGAAAAGUCACUGAUUUGAAAAUGCAAAAACACCCUACGUUGGAGGAUGAUGAAUCAUCCAUGCACUUUGGAGUGGGUGGCGAGCUUCCUGAAGACUCUAGUUCUCUAUUUGAUUUUUCUUCAUUACAACCUACUGUAGGCCCUAACCAGAUAAAUAUUAAGGGCAAUAAUGAGACACAUUUGUUGGAAAGUGUUACUGUUAACCCUCCUGAGCAUUUGAGUUUGUACUAUCUUGAUCCUCAAGGAGUAAUUCAGGGACCAUAUCUGGGAAUUGACAUAAUUACAUGGUUUGAGCAAGGUUAUUUUGGUACAGACUUGUUCAAUUGGCGGAUGCUCCGGACGGAUCACCUUUCCAAGAACAUGGUGAAGUCAUGCCACACAUAAGAAUGUAUUCUGGUUCUUCAUCCAGUGGUAAUGCAGUUACGAGAAUGCAAUUAGCCUAUUCUUUGAAGGGAGCUUGGGAGAGACUGCAUCUUCUGCUUCUGCUCCUGAGUUGAAGGGGUCUGCCAUUGGAUGUGAUCAGAAGCGGACAUUGUCCGCUGCUGAGACUUCUGCUACUGAGUUUCAGUUAAGACGGCCUACUCAAAGUUAUCAUUCUGAGCAUUCUGAAGAUCAGAGCCUCCAUAAAUUCACUGACGCUCAAGAAGAGGGUAAGUUUAAUGGGUUGGAGCUAUUGUUGAUUUUGUUAUUUGUUGUGUUUGUUAAUGAUGCCUUCCUUUCCUCCUGUGUGUUACUGAAAUUAUUUUUCCUGGAAGGCCCACAAGUGCUGCAGCUGAUCCUGCAAAUCAUUUGUCCAUUACAGAUGAAUUUUC